GUUGAUGUGUGCUGCACUUGCUGUACAUUGCUUGAUUCACUGGCUCGUAAGCACGUCAUGCCUUUUUGCUUUCGUAUGCUUCGUACACGUGUGGUUGCACUCAAGGAGCAGCUCCGGCUCGCCUCACCCUGGCCGCCCCGCCAUGGCAGAUGGCGAGCGCUCCCGCAGGUCCUGCGAGAGUGAGGCACGGCGGCGGAGCGCCACGACAGAGGGUCGGCUGCGUGUGAGCCAAUCGUUGAGUCCCUGGGAGAUGGAGAAGAGCCCAAAGACAUCGAAAACCAAGACACUACUGAGUCAGUUGGAGAGGCAACAUGUCCGCUUGCGUCAAGAGAUUGAGGGCUGGCGAACUUUCCUGCAAACAGAUAGCACGAGGUCACAGUCACAGGGCCCAGAACUUCUGGCCGUCGAACCCAUUAUGGAUGAGACUGACAGCUAUGGCCGGAGCAACAGGCAGCAGUACAAAGCACAUUUGCAGCUCAGGCAAGAAUUGGGAGUUCAUUCCUGGAGCACUGAGCCCUUUACUCUCGACGAGCUGUUGAGAAUUGUGGUGAGGACCCGUGCGGCGACGGCCAGAAAGUGGUGCCUAGCAGAUACUAAGUGGCGAAGCAUUUGGGAACCGGAGGCGGAUACCUUCUCCAGCAUUUGCUGGACCUUGGCAACCUUCACGUUGUGUUUUGCGAGGGGCUUGCUGUUUUGGUCAUGGCUUUGUGGAGGGAGCUGGCUAUUGGCAACGCUGUUGAGGCCCACCGUGCACCAGUUGCUCCAAACCAUGGCCUUGGUGAUGAAUAUGUCGAUCCCAGAGGCCUUUGCACCUUUGGAUUUGCUGAGCUUUGGCCUGGCUAUGGCCCUCAUGGGUUUUGGCACGUUGCUCACUGCAGGCUUGACAGAGGUGUCCUUCUUGCCUGCGAAGGCCAUUCUGAGCCUUGAGCGGAAGGCAGAGACAGAGAAGGUGCGAGAGCAACUGGCAAUCCUGUUGCGCAGUGAUUGCUGCAGCAAUCUGGACAUUUGCAACUUCUUGUCCCUAGGGAUGGCCACAUAUUUCAACUCUUCCGAGACGCAUAAGGAGGGCCGAUGCUUUGUCAGGCGCCAUGAGACAGCUGAGGAUUACUUCAUGAAGCGACGGCGGCGGCACUGCUCCAUUUGUUGUUUGCGGUGCGACUGUCGUUUGCAGCUGCGCUUAGAGGGCAGGAGCUCGCAGGAAAGAUGGUUGGUCCUGCGCAAAGAUGGUAUAGCACUCUUCAAUUCAAUGAUGGACUCAGAUCCUACUGACAUGCUGUUCUUUGAUACUAGCUUCGGACUGUUUCGCGACGAGGAGGACCAUGUUUUGGUAAAGGGAGCCAGUUGGGUUCUUGAACUCUCUUUUGGUGACCAGAGCCAACAUCGUCGGCAGAUGAGCGCACAGGGCUGGUGCAAUGCGAUCACCUUGACCGCACAGCUUUCUGCCCGCACGAGGCAGCAGCGCUUCGGUUCUUAUGCCCCGUUGCGCAUGCCCGGCGCACCCAAACAAGGGGACCGGCACUUGCUGCGACAAUGCUUUAGUCGCUACCUCAUCAACGGCCGUGCGAUUUUUCGCUCAGUGGCUGAAGCAAUCAUGAUGGCCAGACAUGAAAUUUUCAUAUUGAGCUUCUUCAUGAGCCCGCACAUUGAGCUAGUGAGGGAAGGAGCGCCAUUAGCAGGAGCAGAUGACUGCAAGGUUUCCACCUUGCUCAAGUCUGCGGCAGAGCGAGGCGUGCGUGUCUAUGUGCUUUUGUAUCAUGAGACCAUGAACUUGGUGCCCAACGACUCUGGCUAUGCAGAGGCAGAAUUAAAGCAUCCAAACAUUUUUGUGAUGCGACACCGGAGCCGCUUCGACAGCAACUUGCUUUGGACUCAUCAUGAGAAAGUGGUUGUUGUCGAUCAGCAGCUCGCGAUUGUGGGGGGCUUGGACUUGUGCAUUGGACGGUAUGAUGACUGGCAGCACCGCAUUGCGGACUCAGAUGCCACCCUUUGGCAAGGCCAGGACUACUACAAUCCGCGGAUCAAAGAUGUCACAGAAGGGCGGCUGCAAAACGAUUUGCUACAGAGAACGAGCCAACCACGUUUGCCCUGGCAGGACGUGGCGUGUGAGUUGUUGGGCCGUCCAGCGCGGGACGUUGCACGGCACUGUGUGGAGCGGUGGAACCACGCGAGGUUUGUGAACUCCAUCUACGAAGAGCUCCCGGUGGCUAUGCUGCGGAGGAAGAUGGCGGUGACCAACGAUAAGAUGGUGACCCUGCCAGCGCAAGCAAGCGAAAAGGUGUGGCCACCAGAGCAAGGCCCAUGGCAGGUAUGCCGCGCCCAAGUCAUACGCUCAGUGGGCCGUUGGAGCGCAGGCACUAAGACAGAGUCUUCCACACACCAAGCCUACUGUGACUUGAUCCAGGACUCCAAGUAUUUCAUUUACAUUGAGAAUCAAUUCUUUUGCUCCGGGAUGGAAGGGGACAUCAACAUCGGCAAUCGAGUCUUAGAGGCUCUUUACAGGCGUGUCAUGAAAGCACAUGAGCAUGGGGAGCGCUUUCAUGUCGUGAUUGUGUUGCCUUUGCUGCCGGCCUUGGAAGCGCCGCUGUGUCAAGCAAACGCCUCUUCACCUGUGUUUCGAGUGAUGCACGCUCAGUACUGCACCCUGCGGGGACUGCGGUCCCGGCUGCGUGCCGGGGGCAUUGAUGCUUGGUCUCCGCAUAUCUCUAUUUUUGGGCUGAGGACUCAUGGCUUCCUGCCAGGCUUGGGCCCCGCCACUGAGCAGAUCUAUAUUCAUUCCAAAGCCAUGGUGAUUGACGAUGAAGUAGCACUAGUGGGUUCUUCCAACAUCAACGAUCGAUCCCUGCUCGGCAUGAGAGACUCGGAGGUGAAUGUAGUCAUCCAAGACGAAGGCCUUGCCAGCCUGGGCCCAGCAUUCCGGGGAGGCUGCCCGGCCAACCUGCGAAAAGCGCUCUUUGCGCAGCAUUUAGGCCUCAACCAAGAGAAGUUGGAGGACGCCAAGCUGAUUGAGAUGUCUUCGAUAACCUCAAACGAGAUGCCUGGGUGGGCGAGAUGCGGCGCUUGGCAAGGCGUAAUACUCAGGUCUACGAUGAUCUGUUCGGAGCGUUGCCUUCGGACAACGUGCAGACCUGGCAACAGCUAGCGCAGCAGCAGAAGCAGGCACCAAAUAUCAAUGCAGACUUCACCCGAAUCCCUUCAGAAGAGGAUGCAAGAAAAGCACUUGUGGAAGUUCAAGGAUACUUGGUUGAAUUUCCUUUGGAUUUCCUGGCGCAGGAGGACCUGACACCAUCUGUGAUGGGAGGUCUUUUGGGCCCGGUCUUCACAUAGUUUACGUUACCUGCAUUAUUUGACAGCUGGCAUGAGGACUUGAAACCCUGAAAGGGAUGCCUUUUAUGCCACAAUGUCUGUCACUUUUUGAUUGGAACGAAUGCUCCUCGGGAGGCAUUCCGAGUCUCCAGUCUCAUGUUGUCGGACUGUACAGAUGUGCUUGUCCGUAACUUUUGCGCGUUAACUAACUACUGAAAAUUGCAAGAGAGAACCUGCAGGUGGUAUCAUGUG
Durusdinium trenchii is the source of this 3555-nucleotide messenger RNA. The record is from the annotation of a GenBank genome assembly. NCBI's taxonomy places the organism in Eukaryota, Dinophyceae, Suessiales, Symbiodiniaceae.